Babesia sp. Xinjiang is the source of this 1584-nucleotide messenger RNA. It is a transcript of the gene idhC, whose product is annotated as Isocitrate dehydrogenase [NADP] cytoplasmic. The transcript has a single exon. Bases 1 to 1584 code for a protein of 527 amino acids. Gene Ontology annotation, cellular component: mitochondrion. Gene Ontology annotation, molecular function: isocitrate dehydrogenase (NADP+) activity. Lineage: Eukaryota; Apicomplexa; Aconoidasida; Piroplasmida; Babesiidae. The record is from RefSeq and is a predicted model, not a curated record. Gene Ontology annotation, biological process: isocitrate metabolic process.
AUGUUGGCUGGUAUCGGCUGUUGUAUGCCAUAUCGGCUAUUACACGGCAGGAGCUUACUAUCACGGUGGGCGGAGUCGAACAUUAACGGUUAUCAGGGUAUUGUAAAUGUUAAUCGACGACUAGGAACAUAUGGUUCCAAUAGACCCAUUCGUAGCGAUUUGACACUCAAACGAUCUUUUUCUAGUACAUCGAGCUUCACACCUAUUCGAUGUUCAUCAACGUCAAGCAAUUCGUCUACUGUAGAUGCUAUAUCUACUGGUUCAGACGAUUCUAUCUUCGACGUUAGGGGCAAAAUCCCGGUAUCAGUCCCUGUAGUGGAGCUAAAAAGCGCCGAUUGUAGUAGCACUUUAUGGGAAUUGGUAAAGACCAAGAUGAUAAAACCCUAUUUGGACCUUUUUAUUGAAACAUAUGACCUUUCUGUAACACCUAAAGAUGGUGACCAAGAGUCUGUGAUUCAGGAGAUAAUAAGUGCGUUGAAGAGGCGCAAUGUCGCCGUAAAAUGUUCUGCUCUAGAUCCUCGUGCUGAAGAAUCAAAUGAUGCCAAUUAUCGACACGCGUAUAGCCCGAUUAGUGUCUCUUUGCGUAGCCGGUUACUGGGUGCCUUGUUUGUAGAGCCUAUAAUGAUCACAAACAUCCCACGUCUAAUUCCUACUUGGAAGAAACCGAUAAUUGUUAGUCACCAUGUGUUUGGUGACCAAUAUCGUGACAAGGGUCUAACACUGCAUGGCGGCGGUCGUGUAGAGUUGGUUUUCACACCUAACGAUAGUAAAGAACCACCUAAGCGAUGUUUAGUGGCCGACUUUUCGGAAGGAGAUAAUGGCCUAUGCCUUGGGAUGUAUGCAACAGAGAGUAGUAUAACGUCUUUUGCUCGUUGUUGUUUCCGUUACUGUAUUCUACAUCGUUUACCGUUAUACCUGAGUGUGAAUAACCCAAAGAUGGCUACGUAUGAUGGUGUGUUUCAAUCAGUUUUUGACGAUAUUUAUGUAAAGGAGUUUAAAACGCAAUUUGAUCAUUUGAAUAUAUGGUAUGAGCCCCGUAAAUUUAACAAUAUGGUUUCUGAGGUACUUCGUUCCGAAGGUGGUUUUUUAUGGGCAUGUAAGAACUAUGACGGUGACGUGAAUGCAGACCUUGUUAGCGCUGGGUUCGGACUUCCUGGUUUCACCACUUAUACCUACCUGUCUCAGGACCACCAGAUGUGUAUUGUUGAAGGCAGUAAUAUUCCAGUACGUCGAUUGUCACCUGACGAUAAAGGCAGUGGGCUUAUUGUCGGCAACCCGUUAUCUACAAUUUUCACCUGGACGCGUGGUCUAAAACUUCGGGCCCGGUUAGAUGGUAAUGCGCGUUUACAACAAUUUUGUUAUGACCUGGAGUCUGCGUGCAUCGAUACUGUUGAAGCUGGUGUGUAUACCCGUGACAUAUUGCCAUAUGUUGAUAAUAACCAUCACAAAGUAUCUGGUGUCGACUAUCUAAGUACAGAGGCAUUUUUGGAUGUAGUACUUAAAACUUUAAAAGUUAAAUUGGUUAGUUUUCAGGCCCCUCAAACAUUUUCGGCAGCUUCUAAUCGUCUUUCAGAUUUAUGGUAA